Messenger RNA from Triticum urartu, 670 nucleotides. Lineage: Eukaryota; Viridiplantae; Streptophyta; Magnoliopsida; Poales; Poaceae. The record is from RefSeq and is a predicted model, not a curated record.
UUCCCCACGGCGCAGAUGCUCACCGUCGGCCCGGCCAAGGAGGAGAAGAAGGACGGCGGCGCCAAGAAGGAAGGCGAAACUAAGAAGGAGGGCGACAAGGACACGAGCAAGCAGGAGGCGCACCCGCAGUACUGGUACGCGCUGCCGCCGUACCACCCGCACCCGUACCACCACGCCUACAGCCGCGAGGAGGACCCCAACUCGUGCAUCAUCUGCUAAUCGGCGCGCCGCGCCGCCGAUUUCCACCUCUGUACAUUUUGUAGCUGGCCGUGUGCUGCCCGCCGAUCGAUCAUGCCUCCCUGCUACGGUGAUCGACGACGGCAUGCGCUAUACACAACUACAUAAGGCCGUGUAAGGGCUUUGCACCGGUGGACCCUGACCCGGCUGUUGUGCAUCUGCAAAACAGAGAAAGUUCAUGGAGUGCUCUGCUCCCCAAUGGUGAUAAGAAAGUGCUGAAAUAAAUAAGCUGUAGGUGCGGCAGAUCGAGCGAGCCAGGCACAAUGGGAUCGUAAAAAAUUCAGGCGGCUUGCUAGAUUGGCCACUCGUGCAUCUUUACAUUUACCAACAGAAAGUCUGAACUCUGAAGCUGUCUGGCUGUGCUCCACCUGAGAGUCACUUUCAGUCAGUCAGCGACCUCGAUGAAAAAAAUGCGAACAUGUUUUAGAUCUUU